Molecule: messenger RNA, 152 nt
Organism: Rotaria sordida
Lineage: Eukaryota; Metazoa; Rotifera; Eurotatoria; Philodinida; Philodinidae
Source: the annotation of a GenBank genome assembly
GUGAUAGAAAACUUUAUUUGCAAAUUGUAUCAUUAACUGAACGUGGUCUUCAAUUAGCUAAAGAAGAAAUUGCUCGAUUAAUUAAAGAAGAAAUGAUGAAAAUGCAAAAUCCAGCUCUACAACUUGUCAAUCAUGGUCGUUAUAAAGUGUAA